GGUAGAUGGGGUUGGUAGGUGGUUCGGAAAAUAUGUCGCAAAGUGGGCAGGUGGGUUUGUAAGUUGCCUUUUACUUAAACAAGUUGAAAGCAUGGAACAUAACGCUAAGCUAAAAUACACACCGCUGCAGUCAACCCUAAUGUUUAAUCAAAUAGACGGAUACAGUAGGCAUGCAUCGAAUCACCCACCCCCCAAGUAAUUAGCAUGAUUCGGGGUCACGAUUGAAGUGGUGAACUACAUUUUUAAUGUCUCGUCUUGACAACCUCAUAUAAUUUUUCUUUUAUCUUGUUUGUACAGUUGUGUUACCUCCGUGUGCCGAAAUAUAAGAUUAUUAUAUACAUUCUGCAUGGUUUGCAUAAUAGAUAUACUUUCAUCUUACAUGCACAAUGUUAAGCGUGUGCAUCAUGAGCAUAAGAAUAGAUUUGAAUCGAUAAAUUGAUACCUCACAUCACACACGUAGCAUACAAUAAAAAACACUAAAUGUGCAACCUCGCGAUUAAUUGUUCAUUCCACGGCAAGCAGAAGGGUCUUACCACUCGAGGGAGCUCUCGGAGAGAUCCACUAACGGGGUACAACUCUUCCACACUGACAAGACAUCUUACAAGAGGUGGGAUUACCCACAAUUUACCCCACCACACACAACCUACCAGUCGACUAGCUGUGUCGCACCCGGCUUAUGCUGUGCCACUAGGGAGAUUGAAUCGAGCCACUGACCCUCUGGGUUUUCAAGUCCUGUGCGCAAAACCAUUCCACUGCGGCAGUAUCGCCACGUAGUAUAGAGUACACAUCACAUUCCCCACGCACGUGUCUUCGUCUUGCUGCUACAAACAAAACGGCAAGAUGACCCGUGCCCAAAGACGUCCCUAGGGGGGACAGCGAAUCGGGGUGACCGCCCCGGGCCCCGCACUUUGGGGAGCUGGAGGGUGGGCAGGGGGGAGGCCCUGCCCUUUGACGCCACAGUGUCAGACGUGAUACUUCGGGGUGAGUUUGAAUGCAUCGGGAGGCCCAACACAGUGGGAUUUGUCCCAGGCCCCGCAUCCCCUCUAUGGAAGGCCCUGCCCGUGCCACUUCAUAGCUGUGGUUUCAGUUCGACCCUUGCCUCGGCACUCAGUCCAGCCACGAUAACACAGCCGCCUGCCAGGCACACUGGAGCUCAUCUUGUGGGAUGAGCGGUUACCGUGGAGAUGACCUUUUUUUUCUUGGCGUGGCGGUAUCAUGGGAUGCUGCAAAUGGCACGCAAGAUUUUGGGGGUAAAACAAGUAAUUUAAUUAAUUGGGGCAUGGAGGGAGAGAUACUUAGUGCAUCAUCUUUGUGCCAAAAAUGGCCAUUGCGUGAUAAAUGUUUAAUUUGCUUUGUCUAAUAAGAGUUAGUCAUUGGUGUAUUCAAGUGCAUAGCGUGCAUUCUGGACUCUUUAAGUCUGGAAGACAAUUUGUUUAAGUCUGUUUAUGGGUCUAUUUACACAAUAGACAAGCCAUUAUAUUGCCCAAAUUAAUUAAAAAUUUCAGUGUCUGCCUAUAUACAGUAUGGGAAACAUUUGUAGCUGAAUCAUUUACAGCCCUUUGUCAGCCACUGCUGGGUGAAGACCUCUCCACCAUAUCGUCAUGGGGGUUGUUUGGUCAUACUUCACCACGAUGGUCAUUGUGGGUUGGUGAAGGGGGUGCCUAGGGCCAGUUCCAAUAUCACUCACCGGGGGAUGCCUUCAUCCACCAGGAGAUUGGUCAUGGCUGAUGCUAAUUAUAAGUGUAGAUAUGUAACAGACAGAGCACACAGGUUCAGAGAAAAGACACAAAACAAAUAUUUUUGACGUUUGUGGCAGCAACAUAACUUUCAUAUUCCUGACCCAGUUUCAAGCAUGUUGACGGCAAGGCCAAUCAGCCCAUCACUCUGUGUUAGUGUCAUAGGUACACCGAGUGUCACCUCCAUGAGUUUUCCAAAAAAGUUUUCUGAAAAUCAAAACUCUCUCUUCUGGGGCUUUAUAAAUGAAGUGAUACUGAGUGGCAGUAAUUGCAGGGUGUUAAACCCAUCGUUCCUUUUACUUACAGGCAAGUGAUGAGCUUAAUGAAAUACAAUUUUAUUCAAUUUGCUGCUCUAUGAGAACCCAGUGACACGAGACCCCCCUCUUGCUCAAUAACCUUUAUUAGCAUAUAUUGGAGAGCCAAUUGAGAGGAAAUAGCCGUUUUGUCAAGGAGAUAUGGGUGCUGUAUGAGGGAUGUAUCCGAUAUUUUUGUUAAUGGAAUUUUUGUGGUGCACUUUUAAAAAUAUGGAUUUCAGAUUAUGAUACACAUUUCAGCUUUCGCUCGCAAAUUACACAUUUUUGCCAGUUCGUAUAAUCAGAUUAUGCAACACAAAGGCAAUUCAGAAGGCAGAGUGAUGUUGCGAAACUACGCAAUUAACAAAAAAACACAUCUAUGAACAAAACAUUCUACAAUUCUUAGGUUGUUCUCAAGAGUAGCGAUUGCCCAAAAUAAAUAGCCAGUGUUGGAACGUUGAUAAUGUUUAGCUAAAGUGUUCUUAUUUACGUGAAAGGAGGACAUUUACUCAAAACAUCUGAAAGCACACUUUAAAGGGGUAAUAAAAUGUUUACAUAAAAUUAUGAUGAGUGCAGUAUAUUUUAUUGCUGAUUGAGUGACGUAACGUCCUGUUACGGGUCACAGUUCACCGUUGCCUUUUGUGUUCCCGGUGUGUGAAGCACAUGUGCCAAAGCAGCUGUCAUGCAGCAGCAGCAGCAUAAUCUCAUUCCCUUUAGGAUUAAAUAUAUAAGGGAGGACUAACGUCACGUGCAGUCACCAUCAUUUGUAUGCACUGCAGGUCAGAGAAGGCUGGAGGAGCUGCCCACUCCGCACGCAAUACAGUGCGCGAGAGCUUUUAUAGUGAGACGGAGUCAAAAGGAAACACGGGAAUGUUUUUGUACAAAAAUAAAAAUCUAAACUAUUGCCAGGAGCAAGCGGCAGGAACGGAGAAACGCCAGCCGGCGCGGGUUUCGAUAUCGCCAAUCUAACCCAAGUGGAAAAAUCGGCCUUUUGCCGGGGUGGGUGGGUGAGUGGAUGGGUGAGGGGACGGGUGGUGUUGGUGGUGGUGCAGGACGCAGCAAGAAAAAUAAAGAAAGUAGAAGAAGAAUCAUCAAGGAGAGCGGGAGGAUGUUUAAAGAAAAUAUAAAAUAAAUCCCCGGCACUGCCUUGCGAGGUGAGGGAGGGAAUCGGAAUGCAGCAGGCGCGGAGCGGCGCGCCUCCUGCCCAGCCGUCGACGGCCGAGAGGAGGUCGCGAAUUCCGACGUCGCUGGGACGGUCCACCACACCGGAGGAGGUGGCUCGGCUCGCCGCCAUGCGCUCCGAGUCCCUGGUCCCCGGCGCGCACACGCCGCCGAUCCGCCGACGCAGCAAGUUCGCCACCCUCGGUCGAAUCUUCAAGCCCUGGAAGUGGCGCAAACGCAAAAGCGAGAAGUUCAAGCAGACGUCCGCAGCGCUGGAGAGGAAGUUCUCGGAGCGACAGAGCAGAGAGCAGCUGAUCCAGCGUGGCCUGCUGAAGGAGGCUCCAGAGAAAGAUGGAGAGGUCGGGGCUAAGGAGGGCGACGAGGGCGACCACACGGCGGAGAACGGCCACGCGGUGGGCGAGCAGCCGCCGCUGUCGGGCGUCGUCGAGCUGGAGGAGACCGAGACGGCGACUGGGUCGGCCACGGAGCCUGACGGUUGCCCCGAGCGACAGCCGGCGCUCCCUGAGGAGACCGCGGAGGCCGGGCCUUCGCCAGCCCCAACGAGCUCCACCACCGCCCCGCCGCAGCCCCGCACGCCGCCGUCCAUGCCGCCCAAGAAGGGGCCCCCAGUGGCGCAGGGCAGCCGCGAGUCGGCGGGGAGCGAGACGCCGCCGCCGCCGUCGUCAUCGAAACAACCGCCGGCCCUGCCGCCGAAACCGCUCGCUCGCCCGUGCGCUCACAUUACUGGGGACUCGGUCGGCCAGGGCAGUCGUUCUUCUCCGACGGUGCCCCCCAAGAAGGUUUCUGCCAUCAGCGCGGCGGCUGCUGCCGUGGAGUCGACGCUGUCAGCUCGCCACAGCGCGGCCCGGCACGGCCUGGCGCACCAGAUUUCUGCCCCUGCCUCCCUGGCCUCCACCAGCUCAACGGCAGCAUCGCCGCACAGCCACGGGGUGGCACAAUCGACACCGCAGGCUGCCACCACCGCAUCUUCCAGCGCACCCUCCCAGAAUUCCACGGGGCAGCAUGGGCCGGCGCUGUCAUCGCCUUCACCGCACCUGUCCUCCCUCCAUUCCCAGCAUGCACCGGUGGGGUUUGUGCCCUCCCAGCAUUCCGUGGGGCAUCCCCUGAAGACGCCGAGCAGCGUCAUCGAGGAGCUCAAUCGGACACUGGCAAUGGCCGCUCACCGCCUGGAGUGCUUCCACAGCUCGGAGUCGGCGCCAGCCCCGGUCCCGAGGGUGGAGGUGAGCGAGGUCCCCACGGUGCAGCUCCGCGUCAGGGCCCACCGUGGCGCUGCGGUGGCUGCGGCAGCGGCGGUGGCAGCGGCUGCAGCGGCGGCGGCCGGAGGAGGACGCGACGGCGAUGACGAUGACGAUGACGCGGGUGGGGGCUGCGAUGAGGACAGCGACAAGGAGAACGCCUCCUCCGAGUCGGACUCGGAGAGUGAAGAGGGCGACGGGCCAGGCGGCACGCGGCUCCGCGUCAAGAGCUCCCUGGCUGCUAAGGUUAUGCGGAAGGACUCGCUGGCCAUCAAGCUGAGCAACCGGCCCUCCAAGGAGGAGCUGCAGGAGAAGAACAUCCUGCCUCGGCAGACAGACGAGCAACGCCUUGAGAUGCGCCAACAGAUCGGCACAAAACUCAUCAGGCGGCUGAGCCAAAGACCCACAGCCGAGGAGCUGGAACAGAGAAAUAUUCUCCGGCUGAAGAACGAAGAAGAGGAGCAGGAAGAGAAACAGGAAAUUAAGCGACGUCUGUCAAGAAAGCUCAGCGAGAGGCCCACGGUGGAGGAGCUACGAGAAAAAAAGAUCCUUAUCCGCUUCAACGACUACGUGGAGGUGGCGGAUGCCCAGGAUUACGAUCGGCGAGCUGAUAAACCCUGGACGCGCCUCACUGCCGCUGACAAGGCUGCGAUCCGCAAGGAGUUGAAUGAGUUCAAGAGCUCUGAGAUGGAGGUUCAUGAACUGAGCAGGCAUCUCACCAGAUUCCACAAGCCGUGACCCUGGGCCUCACCCUUCGCUGAGCUGUGAAUAGUGUACAUUAUGACUGUGGCGAUGUGGCGCGCGGAAGAGGCGUGGUUCGUUGGGGUGGAAUCGCGGAAGCCGUGGAAACAGCAGAACAUUUGAUUUUCCCAGCAGCGACACGGAGCGCGACUGCCCUCUUGUGGCGAUGUGGGUGUUUGUUUUUGUGGGUGUGAGUGUCCGUUGAGUGAGUAAAUACGUGCGUGUUGCAUGGCCAUGGCUAGCCUCUCCUGCCUCGUCCACCAAGGUCAAACGGUGGCGGCUAAUUCGGGGUGUGAACUUUCAGUGAGCUUAGAAGAGGAGCAGCGGGCAAAUACGCAGCACAGACAAUUGCACCGAAUAUACAAAGGAAAAAAAAAAUGAUUCCCCGUAUAGCCUUAACAAAGUGCUCUUAGUAAGCACCUUUGAAGACCGGCAUGGCACACGAAGGGGCGUGGGUGGCCGAACGCCAUGCCCGGCCGCCUUUGUCUCCCGAGUGGUGAUUUUUACACACCGCACUAGGUACUAAUUUAAGGCUGAGUCGACCUGGAGAAGGCCCAGGACCGGUUCAGAUGACCGUCACUCGUGUUGACCAUGAGCGGGAAUCGAACUCGGGUUGCCGGGUUCGUCGCGCAGCAAGAUAACCGCUAAUCUACCAGUCCCCACGCACCGAAUAUACAUGUGUACAGAAACAGCUAUUAUACACAUACAUUUGUGUUAGUAUACAGUAUCUGGAUGUAUGUUUGCGUGUGCAGAUUCAUUUACCUGUAUGUUUAUGCACUUAGAGAUAUUGCAUUCGAGGUGUCGUGAGAAACUGCAUACGUGACAGCUUAAUAACUUGACAAUGAGUUAGAGGCCAAUACUAAGACAAUGAUGCUGAUAUCCGUAAAACACUGCAAUGUGAAGUCCAGAUUACUGCUUGUCCUUUAAUUACUUUACUGCACAUUAAAGUUAACCCACGGUAAUUCAUUAAUGUAAAUUGUAAAUCGUACGUAAGAGUGCCAAGAGUUUAAUAUCCACGCACAAAGGCCAAGCAUUUCCCUCUCACCUCAAAGGCCGUUAGGGCAAGUGCUGUUAGCGAGCACCAACGAUUGAAAACAUGAAGGGAUCGUGGUACCAGCACCACGUAUUCUUGGCCACCGGAGUCUCCCCCACCUGUGCCGGUUCAAAUACCAAUUACCGCUAAUGAACUCUAGUUACCGAGACAGCAGCACAGUUCACCGACCACUUUACCGCUUCAACGCACAUAAACACACACACACACAGAUUUACCCAUACACACCAGACGUGCUCGCAUCCACACGCGUGCUUACACACCUUGUUGUCUGGUUAUGUCGGGGGCGGGGGGGGGGGGGCUACACAGCUUCCUCAUCAUAGGCAGCUGUGGCGAGGGUGUUGAGGCCCACGGGGAUGUGGCUUUUUGUCCUCAUAAUAGCUUCAGCUAUGGCCAUGCGUGCACAUUUACAUAUUUUUUGUAUGCCUGCGAUACACCCCUACAAUACAUGGGAAAAGUGGCAAUAACAAAAAGAAUAUACAUAUAUGUGUAACAUAUUACUGACGAUAAAAUCCCUUUAAAAUCCUUUCCAAUUGCAAGGCAGAGCGAUGGCAGUAGCAAAAAUAAAUGGCCCUUUUGUGCUGGGUUUUUUUCCUCCCAGCAUUCCUUCCCCCCCCCCGUCACUGCUGCACGCUCGCUCUGCACAUAUCACAGCCGAGCUUUGAGAGCAGCUGUCCCCUUUUUUUAAAUCGUCUCUUUUAUUUAUUUUUUGUUCCCAAAAACUGCAGACCACAACACUUGAUCCGAUUGUCGCUCGACUUGAGAAAACACUCGAGGCAGUUGACCUGUUGCAUAUUGACUCCCAUCAUUCGCAUCGGAGCCAGGCAAGCAUUCGCGCAAGUCCUAUCUUUGGUUAACAAAUUGCGAGCCAGAAAUACUUUCUGGCUCGCAGGAAUCGUCAUCACACGUGAAUGAGAUGCAGAGCCGCGAGCUUUCUUACUUGAGUUCCGCUGAAGAAGCAAUUGUUGUCAUAGGUCAAUAUGUUUUCCGACAGUAUUUGUGCAUCCACAUAUCUCUGUGGUCUUGGCCAUUUCUGGCGUGUCUUGCGUGUUCAUGUGAGCUGUACAUUACAUAUACACACACGUACACGCAGAUAAUUUAGUGCACACAUUUUCCGUUUGUAUAUAUGCAAUGUAGGUUUGUGUGUCUGAAUUAAAUGUAUAUGUACAAGCACGUAAAUAUAUAUUGCACGUGCAGUACAUGUUAAUUAUUAUUUUUACACGUGUGUGUGCUAUAUAUAAAAUAUUGGGGGAAGUCAACGUUUUGAGAAUGAGAUAUUGAAAGAGUUGCUCCUGCUGAAUAUUUGCCUUAUUUUAAAGUUCCAUCUGAACAAAUCAGGUAAUUGAAUGUGUCCUUUGAUACAAAUUGUUCUGUAUUUUUAAAAUAAGUGUGAGUGUAUGCUUACUCUUAAUAUAUCAUUCUCAUGACUUUUUGACAACGCUUUUUGCUUUAUAGAUUAAAACACAAAUUUCAUGUACCGUAUUCAGUGGUUGUCCUAUGGAUUAACUGGUCUCUGCCAUAGCAAUGUGGAAUGUCUACCACUGGCUCAGGACUAACAGUAGAAAUUAGUUCUGCCCAUUGUUUGAACUAUAUAUUUAAAACACAGCAUUAUUGUUUAAUGUGUCGUGUGUUUCAGAAAAAAAAAUGGCCCUGCCCAAUUGUGUCAUCUCCAUACCCAGCCUGGGAGCGGAUGAACAAUGUGUGUGUAAACUUGUGCAAUGUGCAUUAAACAAGGUAACGUCCCUGCCUACCCAGUAGAAGUUCCACAAGUUGUAGUUAAAUAAAAUAAUAAAUGCACACACUAUGGUGAAAGACAUUCGGCCCCUCUGGUAUCCUGCGAAAGCUGUGAAAUGUAUGACAAGCAUACACUUCAACCUAACGUAGCCACUAUGCUUAUACAUUUGCUUUAUACCAAAAAAACUCAGCCCCUUCAUCAUUGACACUGCCUCAACAAAAUAUAUAAUUGACGAUGUUUGAGGCAAUGACCCUUUUUCAUAGAACAUUAAAGCAUUAUUUGUACCAGAUGAGAGCUCACUGAGACCAAAAGAAUAUUCCAGGGGAGACGACAUGCAGAGGAAUACAGUAAACAUGUAAAUUAAUUAUUGAAACGUACAGCAUCAGGCUUAAGACAUGCACAAUGUAUUGCCGUAAUGUUUUGCCCCUUUUGUCCUCCAUUGUACAACCGGAGUCAUGUCAUGAGGUGAAGAAACCGCUUGCAACUCUCACAGACCAUGUGCAACUUGCUAUGUUAGAGAACAGCCCAAAGAAGCAGAAAUUGCAGAACGACUGAGAUUCCUUCAAGUGAUCCCUGACCCGCACACAAGUGGACAGUGCUGGUAAUGUUAAUCGCUUUGACAGUGAAACCACUAUAUUUAAUUCUUAGAGCUGUAAUUGAGCCAAAUUAAGUGCAGUGCCAAAUUUAAUCAGGUGGGAGUUUUUUUUUACAGCAAUUGGCGACUGGGCUGAAACCAUCAGCGUCGUACCCUGGAGAGCCCCAGGUUUAAUAGCCGGCGGUGGCUUCUGUUCGAUCUGAGAGGUCCCAGCGGUGCCACGCUGGGACCUCUGAGCCACCUGGCCACCUCAGCCAAAUGUUAUAUUGAUCGUGUUUGAUCAUUUCUUCAGGACGGCUUUUUGUGUUUAGUGUGUUGUCCUUCGCCUCCGCCCACACCUCCGAUUAGCACGGUUGGCUACGUACGGCGCGAAAGAAGUCCGCACAUUUAUUUAUAUAUUUUUGACAUCACGCCCAACAUCUCGAGACACAUGACAGUGAAAUAAAGGUAAAGCAGCAUACUAUUUAUGAUGUUUUACUCUUGACAACUUUAAAAAAGACUAUCUGUUGGUAUUUUCACGAGGCUGUUGGUGACAUGGGGUUGUUGAGUAUACACACACCUUAUUUUUUAUGCCAUGCUUGAAAAAUACUGUGCUGUUUUGUUUCCCUCCCAUGAUAUUUUUCAUGGCCUAAUUUAAUAUGUUUCAGCUUAGUGUGUAUUAUUUAGCAGAGUGUGCUUGAAUGCGUGAUUGGAAAAAGGUCCAGUUUCUUAACUUAGGCGAGUUAAAUGAAACGUACAUGUGUGAGAGGCCAGUAAGACUAAAGGGGAGACCUGGCAAGGCGUAAUCAAAGGAUUAUUAAUGCGACAAUCUUCACAAUGUCUCAGUGGUUUGAAACAUACAUUCCACAAUGUAUCAAAUUAGAUAAUGGUGGUGUCUGUAAUGGUACCUUGUAAUGGUACCUUGUAGUGUACAGGCAUUUGAUUAAUUUAAGGGAGGGGGAAUUAAAUGCUUUGGAACGUGUAAAAUAGACAUUUUUAAUUUUUCAGGAAUGUGCAAUGUUAUAAAUGGGUUUUACCGCAAAAUGCUUGAAAGUCAUCGUUUGGAUAGUGGUCGUCUUGUAAUGGUGAGGAAAGUGUGUUUUAAUAAUUGUGUGUGACUUGAUGAACGUGCAUAAUUAAGCAGAGUGUUUUUGUAUAUUGCAUUCACAAUUCACCAUCGUUCAUUUAACAAGGUUCAGAAUGGGGUCGUUAAUCUUUUUUUCAAGUGAAUCCUGAGUAAUUGGAGCAGUGUUGGACCAUCACUUCUAAUUUGUAAUUCAAUUGGACCUCUUUUCAAAAUUCGUGAUAUUGGCUGUAAAAAACAGCACACGAUGUCCACUUUCACAUACUCUCUGAUGCCCUCUGUACACAGCCACUGGCAUGCUGUGGCAAAUUUGGUGCGCAGCUUAGCAGGUGAAUGUGGGAAUCGAACCUUGUUUGUGAAAAUGGGCUCUGUGGCAAGCGUGCUUACCACUUCACUUUUCAGCUUCCCUUUUGGAGAAAUUGUUCUCCAGACAAGGAGAGAAUUUUAUAUUGUAGUAGAGAGUGUUACAGUGAGAUGGUUAUAUACGUAUUUAUGAACGUUACAUUAAAACGAAAGGGAGAUUUGUGUUGGGAGUGUAACGGUGUAGUAAGUCAUCACUUAAUAUCCAUUCUUAAAAUUAAUGAUACAUCCAUCGAAUCACUUGUAUAAGAAUCUGAUUUUUUUUUUACCUCCAUAGGAAUAUUUUGCAUAUUAUUGGUUCAUGUAACCUCUACAGUCACUGGGAGGCACUAACAUUUACGGCAUCGUUCCAAAAAAUAUUUUUGGUUCAAAUCAUGACCGAAUUGUAACAAUUCACGGGGGGUGGGUGGGGGGGAGAGAUUGUUACAGCCCUAUUUCUUACGCAGUAUUAUGUGGAGCAAUCAUUUCUAGAGCGAGUAAAGAUGAAGAGAGAGAAUGUGUGCACAAUGCCAUAGCGUUGGAUCCCCAUUUCGUUUUUUUUAUUGACACAAGCUUCAAUUUGUCUCGGCAGUUAUCGCCCAGUGUUCUCAUCAUAACGCUGAUGAGGUCAGUCACUGGCGUCAGUGCGAGGCACUCUAAACGCACCCAUCACGUCACGCUUGCUUAAUUGUAAUAAUCGAGGAUGUGCUGACAUUGGGCAAAUUGCUAACAACCAUUGUAUAAAACAAACUCGCACUGGUUAAGCUCGUUUUGCAAAGCGGGAAAUUCAUGCCGACGAUUUUAAGCAAAGUAGGAUUGUCGGAGCUCAUUUGGAGCGUUCGCUCCGAAGAAAACGUCCCAGAUUGUCUCACAUUGACAAGGAACCAAUGUGAGCUCACACAGUAAAUCUGUGAAAGUGCUCCAAGGGUCAGAGGGGGUCACUGUGACAUUGUUGCACACUUCACUGUUUUGCUGGCUUUGGUUAAGCGGUAUGAUGAUUGUGCUAAACGUCACUGCCAUUCUAUUAACGUAUGUCUUUUUAUUACCUCGGGUUUUUUUUUAUUUUAAGCUCUUGUGAAUCUCAUUGAGUUUUGUUCGACAGAGCUACAGCUUCAAAGAUUAAGAGUGUUGUCAAGAGGCUGUUGGUUAUUUUAUGCCAUUUUUAUCCCAAGCGCUUAUGACAAUGGGUUUGCGUAAAGUUCUUACGGCAUACGUGCGUUAAGCCAAAUAAAAUUAAAACCCACUAAUAUCAGGAAUACUGCUUAUAUUGGUUAUGCAUUCUAAGCACCGAAUGCCUGUGGUGUACACAAUGAAACGUAAAAAUGUAUGAUGUUAUCAGUUGAGAAGGAUGCUGGAUGCAUAUUGUUGAAAUUUGGAUAACGAUGGCCCAAGCGCAUUUUCAGGUCUUAUUUUGCGAUCGUCAUUCAUUGGUCACUCGUAUCUUUCAAACAUCUGUUGAUUUGUAAUGAAUUGUGCAAAUAUUGCCAACCGGACUUUUGUACGUAUGAAAAAUACAUGUGUAAAAAACCUGGUUUUAUUCAUGGGUGACAGUUCAGGAUUUGAGCCCAGGUUCCAAUUGGUGCUGGCUCAGGCGCUUUUAAUGGGCUUAGCGUUCACCUCCUGAACCAACUGGCCAACCAUCGCUUCAAUCCAUCUCUAAGUCGUCGUGGCCAUUGUCGGUGGCUGAAGCGCCACUGCCGUCGAGAACACUUGAUCUUGAAGCUCAGAAAUUCGAGUCGGCCCUGUACGAAGGAGACAACUCUAUGUGAGGCAUCUGCUUGUUUUAAUUGUAGAGAACUGAAUAUUUAUUGAAUGGUUUGCUUCUUAAUUCAUAAUCACUUGUUUUUAAACUCUGAACUCGCAAUGUUGGUGUGAAUAAUUAUCCAUCAGUCAUUUAUAGAGAGCCAUGGCAUUUAGUUCCAUUUAUUUUAGGGAACUUAUUGCUAAGCUUAGUUGACCAGUCUGAUUGCAACAUAUACAUCUCAUACUUAAUAUAUAACCACUUUAUGGUGGCUCCUUUAACCGCUUACUUUCACAGAGAUGUCAACGAUUAAAUUGUAUUUAUUUAAAGCAUUUAAAUUAACAAUUUAGCAGUGAAAUAACUCUUUAUAAGAUAAUGUAUCCCGAUGCAUAAUUUUGAGUACCCUGAAGUGGGAUGAUAUUAAGAACAUUCGAGGAAAAAGCUAUAUUUGCAUCCAGCAUUGUACAACGCAUUCAGUGAUGUAUUUCAUGUUCUAACCUUUAAAAACAACUUUAAUUUGGGUAUACAACAAAUUAUUGUGGCUAAAUAUUAUGUUGAUGACUAGAUGCUCUUGGUGGUCUCGUGGCCAUAUUUCAGACAUUCGUGAAAAAAUCACUUGUGUAUUGUUGCCUUUGUAUAAUUGUUCAACCCUCUCCUUUUGUGGACUGCAUUUUCAGUCCACCAUCUCGUUGCUUUGGCUUUGAGCCCAUCCAGCAGGAGAAAACACACACACGAGUGUACGCACAUGAUUCUGACGCAUGCCCUAAAGUUUUGAGUUUCGCUAAGUUUUAGCAUACAGUAAUGAAAGAUGUACUUUUUUGUAAUAAUAAUCUCAUACCAGUGUACGUGUAUGCUGUGUUAACCUCUUACUAUUGACGUUCCCAUGACACUGAUGUCCACACAGUGUCAAUGAAAAACCACUUUGCUGUUACUAUAAAUAUUUUCGUCCCCUGGGAGAUUCUUUCCAUAGUACAGGUGGUCCCCGACUUACGAAGGAGAUGCGUUACGACGACCCCAUCGUAAGUCGAAAAUAUCGUAAGUCGGAUCAUCGUAAGUCGAGGACUACCUGUAUUUGCCACCACCUUUCAAUAGGCAUAAGUGCUCACCACUCUCUCUCUCUACCAUUGCUAAGCGCAAUUCACAGUUUGUCAGAUAACUUUUGUACAUUCCCUUUGCUACAACGCAGCCGCGAUGCCAAUAUUUAAUAGCUGGACGUAACCGCUUAUCAUCAAGCUGGCUCUGCUCUCCACAUAAAAAUGCACCACACGCACACGCCAAAACAGAUCGUCACCCUGCCCGUGCAACACAAGUCGUGUCUGCUGAAUUGAAUUGAUUUUUUUAAAGUAAACAUUCGAAACAGAAGGUUAUGCACCUUCAUGAGCUAAUGUUUUCAUUUAAGAAAAAUAAAAGUCCCUGACUAACUUAUAUGGUUUACAAACCGAUAUCAGCAAUUGAGUUGUGAACUGAUUUUUUAAAAUAUAUUUUACUAUUUCCUUUUCCCAGAGUCGCAUCGCUCUCCUUCCUCGCCGGGUGUUUAUCUGUGUUACUGUGGGCAGAUCUUCACUUGCCUCGGCCGUGCGAUGUCUGCACGGUUCAAAAUUGAGAUUGUGUCGAAAAGCUGAGCACGUCCGGUUGACUUUAGCCUGGGUCCCAAACAGAUCGCAAGGGCCGCACGUUUUCUCAUUUACUUUUGUGUUUCUUAAACAUACUUGGCGCGCGCGCGUGCGUGUGUGUACACGUGCACUUGCCUGUAUCUCAGUGAAAGGAUACGCUUGUUAAAUAAAUUGUAAAUACUGUAUGUCUUUGAAUGUUAUUUUAAUUGUAUUUAUGCUACUCUAAAUAAAAAAAUGCAGGUGCCCCUCAUUGCAA
This is a messenger RNA of Petromyzon marinus (sea lamprey), 13580 nucleotides long. Its product is annotated as phosphatase and actin regulator 1. Gene Ontology annotation, biological process: actin cytoskeleton organization. Gene Ontology annotation, molecular function: actin binding. The record is from RefSeq and is a predicted model, not a curated record. NCBI's taxonomy places the organism in Eukaryota, Metazoa, Chordata, Hyperoartia, Petromyzontiformes, Petromyzontidae.